GGAAGAGAAGGCGCCCCCCCUCUCUCGGCCCGGCCAUCUUGUGGGAAGAGCUGAAGCAGGCGCUCUUGGCUCGGCGCGGCCCGCUGCAAUCCGUGGAGGAACGCGCCGCCGAGCCACCAUCAUGCCUGGGCACCUACAGGAAGGCUUCGGCUGCGUGGUCACCAACCGAUUCGACCAGUUAUUUGACGACGAAUCGGACCCUUUCGAGGUGCUGAAGGCGGCGGAGAACAAGAAAAAAGAAACCGGCGGGGGCGGCGUUGGGGGCCCCGGGGCCAAGAGCGCUGCUCAGGCCGCGGCCCAGACCAACUCCAACGCGGCGGGCAAACAGUUGCGUAAAGAGUCGCAGAAAGACCGUAAGAACCCGCUGCCCCCCAGCGUCGGCGUGGCUGACAAGAAAGAGGACACGCAGCCGCCCGUGGCGCUUAAGAAAGAAGGAAUAAGGCGAGUUGGAAGAAGACCUGAUCAACAACUUCAGGGUGAAGGGAAAAUAAUUGAUAGAAGACCAGAAAGGCGGCCACCUCGUGAAAGAAGAUUUGAAAAGCCACUUGAAGAAAAGGGUGAAGGAGGUGAAUUUUCAGUUGAUAGACCGAUUAUUGACCGGCCAAUCCGUGGCCGCGGUGGACUUGGAAGGGGUCGAGGCCGUGGACGUGGAAUGGGCCGAGGAGAUGGAUUCGAUUCUCGUGGCAAACGUGAAUUUGACAGGCAUAGUGGAAGUGAUAGAUCUUCUUUUUCACAUUACAGUGGCCUGAAGCAUGAGGACAAACGUGGAGGUAGCGGAUCUCACAACUGGGGAACUGUCAAAGAUGAAUUAACAGAGUCUCCCAAAUACAUUCAGAAACAAAUAUCUUAUAAUUGCAGUGAUUUGGAUCAAUCAAAUGUAACUGAGGAAACACCUGAAGGUGAAGAACAUCCAGUGGCAGAUACUGAAAAUAAGGAGAAUGAAGUUGAAGAGGUUAAGGAAGAGGGUCCAAAAGAGAUGACUUUGGAUGAAUGGAAGGCUAUUCAAAAUAAAGACCGAGCAAAAGUAGAAUUUAAUAUCCGAAAACCAAAUGAAGGUGCUGAUGGACAAUGGAAGAAAGGAUUUGUUCUUCAUAAAUCAAAAAGUGAAGAGGCUCAUGCUGAAGAUUCAGUUAUGGACCAUCAUUUCCGGAAGCCAGCAAAUGAUAUAACGUCUCAACUGGAGAUCAAUUUUGGAGACUUAGGCCGCCCAGGACGUGGUGGCAGGGGAGGACGUGGUGGACGUGGGCGUGGUGGACGCCCAAACCGUGGCAGCAGGACUGAUAAGUCAAGUGCUUCUGCUCCUGAUGUAGAUGACCCAGAGGCAUUCCCAGCUCUGGCCUAACUGGAUGCCACAAUACAACCCUGGUUCCUUUGUGGACCCUCCUGUUCAAAGCUUUUGCAUGCUUAAGGAUCCCAAACGACUAAGAAAUUAAAAAAAGAAAAAAAGACUGUCAUUCAUACCAUUCACACCUAAAGACUGAAUUUUAUCUGUUUUGAAAAUGAACUUCUCUCGCUACACAGAAGUAACAAAUAUGUUAGUCAGUUUUGUAUUUAGAAAUGUAUUGGUAGCAGGGAUGUUUUCAUAAUUUUCAGAGAUUAUGCAUUCUUCAUGAAUACUUUUGUAUUGCUGCUUGCAAAUAUGCAUUUCCAAACUUGAAAUAUAGGUGUGAACAGUGUGUACCAGUUUAAAGCUUUUACUUCAUUUGUUUUUUUUAAUUAAGGGUUUAGGUGUUUCCUCAAUUACAAACUGAUUUUAAAUAUUGAACAUAAUACUGGUUUUAAUACCUGCUUUGCAUUUUCACACACAGUCAACUGGGACAUGUAAACUUUAAAUUUAUCACAUUUUAUUCUGCGUGGAAUACUAACUACUUUAUGUAUUUUAACUUAAUAUUUUGAUUUGGGGGGAAAGAUCUUUUCUCAUGAUAGCUGAUAUAUGCUAAAUCUUUAUACAGAAAUAUCAGUACUUGAACAAAUUCAAACACAUUGGUUUAUUAACCUUGGCUCAUGCAUGGCUCAUUAGGUUCAGAUUAUACUUGAUUCAUAGUUUCCAUUAUAUUUACUUUUAAAAUGUGUGGCUUUCCCAUUUUAAAAGCAAAACUACACACCAUUUUGGUGGAACUUGUAUAAGCUAUUUAUUGUUGAUAGACACAGACUGUCAAGUGAAAUAGUUUUGUGGGUGUGAGUUUUUUCUUCCCUUCCCUCCAACAAGGUGAGUGGAAUAAGUUGGUUUGAUUGAUUGCUAAUAGUUGAACUAUAAAGUAGGUGUCUGGCCAAUUGGGAUGAUUUGUGUGUGAAAGGAGCCCAUAUAAAAAUGGUAUAUCCAUCAUAAGUACUCCUUAAUCAUGGUUUUGGAAAAACCAAAUGGCACUGGUUAGUAUGCUGAGAUGGGCAAGUAUCUCUUAAUUUUUGGAGUUUCAAAAGUAGCUUUAAUUUUAGGUUGGAGGAGCAGCACCAUCCAUAAAACAAACCAAAUACCUUAUACUUUAUGAUUUUCCUGUGCACUGUUAUUAUUUGGUCCAGAGUUGAUGGAGGACUGUUGCACAGAAAGUGUUGGCUGUCGUUUCCCAUUUCCUGCAUUAGAAAUUAGAUAUUGACGGAUUCCUUGACUGGGAGCACCA
Messenger RNA from Nannospalax galili (Upper Galilee mountains blind mole rat), 2618 nucleotides. RefSeq names its product SERPINE1 mRNA binding protein 1 (gene Serbp1). The record is from RefSeq and is a predicted model, not a curated record. The coding region runs from base 122 to 1342 and encodes 406 amino acids. NCBI's taxonomy places the organism in Eukaryota, Metazoa, Chordata, Mammalia, Rodentia, Spalacidae. The transcript is spliced from 8 exons. Gene Ontology annotation, molecular function: mRNA 3'-UTR binding. Gene Ontology annotation, cellular component: nucleus; cytoplasm.